GACUCCGCCCCCAGCUCCCCUCCCGGAGCCCGGGUGCCCGGCUCGCGCGGCUCGGUACGAGACGGGGACCUCGCGCCGCCCCAGCGCCCCCGCCCCGCGUGAGAGGCGCCGCGCCCUCCGGCCGCCCUGCCCGGUGCAUGGAGGGGCCCGUUCGGAUCGCAGCCGCCGCCGUCGCCGCCGCCGCCGUCGCCAGAGAGCGGGGGGAUGACCUGGGGGUGGCUCUCGGAGCCGGCUGCUGUGCAGGAGGUCUCGGGGCUUAGCCAGCCCUGCGGAGAGUAAGCUGAGGCCUGAGCUUUCUCGGAAAGUCUUCUCAGCCUACUUCUGUAAUUGGGCGAUAUGCAUCCAGACCUCGGACCCUUAUGGAAACUGCUGUAUGUUCUUGUGAUUCUGUGUUCUUCUGUGAGCUCAGACUUGGCACCUUAUUUUAUUUCUGAGCCACUCUCUGCUGUCCAGAAGCUUGGCAGACCCGUGGUCCUACAUUGUUCUGCUAAACCUGUUACUGCCCGAAUCUCAUGGUUGCAUAAUGGAAAACGAUUGGACAGAAACACAGAACAGAUAAAGAUCCACCGGGGGACGUUGACCAUUCUGUCUCUCAACCCUUCCCUUUCUGGCUGCUACCAGUGUGUGGCCAACAACAGUGUUGGGGCUGUUGUCAGUGGCCCUGCCACAGUGUCUGCUGCAGCCCUGGCUGAUUUCGAUUCAUCAACAAUGCAUGUUAUUACUGCAGAAGAGAAAAACACGGGUUUCAUUGGCUGCAGGGUACCUGAGAGUAACCCCAAAGCUGAGGUGCGCUACAAGAUCCGGGGAAAGUGGCUGACGUAUUCCACAGGGAACUACAUAAUCCUUCCCUCAGGAAAUCUUCAGAUUUUGAAUGUAUCCUCGAAGGAUAAGGGAUCCUACAAGUGUGCUGCCUAUAAUCCAGUCACCAGUGAACUGAAAGUUGAACCCGCUGGCCGGAAGCUCCUUGUGAGUCGUCCUUCCUCGGAUGGUUUUCACAUUCUUCACCCUGCUCUUUCUCAGGCAUUAGCUGUCCUUCCGCACAGCCCUGUUACCUUGGAGUGUGUGGUGAGUGGGGUCCCGGCCUCACAAGUGUAUUGGCUGAAGGACGGGCAGGAUGCUCUGUCAGGAAGCAACUGGAGAAGGCUGUACUCUCACCUGGCCACAGCUAGCAUCGACCCAGCGGAUUCCGGGAACUAUUCCUGUGUGGUGGGCAACAGGUCCGGAGAUGUUAAACAUGUCACUUACACGGUCAACGUACUAGAGCACGCUUCAAUUUCUAAAGGGCUGCACGAUCAGAAGGUGUCCCUGGGGGCCACCGUACGUUUUACCUGCGAAGUUCACGGGAACCCAGCCCCCAACCGCACCUGGUUUCAUAACGCACAGCCCAUCCGCCCCUCCUCACGGCAUCUGACGGAAGGAAGUGUUCUGAGGAUCACCGGGGUCAUCAUGGAGGAUUCUGGGUUGUAUCAGUGCAUGGCAGACAAUGGGAUUGGAUUUAUGCAAUCUACUGGAAGACUUCAAAUUGAACAAGACAGUGGACAGAGGCCUGUCAUAGUCACCGCCCCAGCAAACGUAGAGGUGACGGACGGAGACUUCGUGACUUUGUCUUGCAAUGCCACAGGAGAGCCUGUCCCGGUCAUUCAUUGGUACGGCCGCCAUGGAUUGAUAACCAGCCAUCCAUCUCAGGUCCUUAGGUCCAAAUCUCGAAAGUCCCACCUCUUCCGACCUGGGGACCUGGACCCGGAGCCUGUCUACCUCAUCAUGUCCCAAGCGGGCUCGAGCUCUCUGUCCAUCCAGGCAGUGACUCGGGAGCAUGCUGGGAAAUACACUUGCGAAGCUGUGAACAAACAUGGCAGCACACAGUCAGAAGCGUUCCUCACAGUCGUUCCUUUAGAAACAAACACAAAGGCAGAGCCAGUCACACCCUCCGAAGCUUCUCAGAACGAUGAACGAGACCCACGAGACGGUUCAGAGUCCGGCUUGCUGAACCUGUUUCCAGUGAAGGUGCAUCCCGGUGGAGUGGAAUGGCCAGCAGAGAAAAAUGCCUCUGUCCCCGAUGCUCCUAACAUACUGAGCCCCCCACAGACCCACAUGCCAGAUACGUACAACCUGGUGUGGAGGGCGGGGAGGGAUGGCGGAAUGCCCAUCAACGCCUAUUUCGUGAAGUACCGAAAGCUGGACGACGGCAGUGGUGCGGUGGGCAGCUGGCACACGGUUCGCGUCCCCGGGAGUGAGAGCGAGCUGCAUCUAACCGAACUGGAGCCUUCAAGCCUCUAUGAAGUUCUGAUGGUGGCCAGAAGUGCAGUCGGCGAAGGACAGCCUGCCAUGCUUACCUUCCGGACCAGCAAAGAAAAAAUGGCAUCAUCGAAAAACACCCAGGCAUCCUUUCCACCUGUGGGCAUCCCUAAGCGGCCUGUAACUUCAGAGGCUUCCAACAGCAAUUUUGGAGUUGUGCUUACGGAUUCCUCUAGGCAUAGUGGAGUCCCAGAGGCACCAGAUCGACCUACUAUCUCGAUGGCGUCGGAGACCUCAGUCUAUGUCACCUGGAUUCCCCGUGCAAAUGGCGGCUCUCCCAUCACUGCCUUCAAGGUGGAAUAUAAGCGGAUGAGAAGUAGUGACUGGCUAGUGGCUGCUGAAGAUAUCCCUCCUUCCAAACUCUCUGUGGAAGUCCGGAGUUUAGAGCCAGGUUCGAUAUACAAAUUUAGAGUCAUUGCUAUCAACCAUUACGGUGAGAGUUUUCGGAGCUCGGCGUCCCGUCCCUACCAGGUGGCUGGCUUCCCAAAUCGCUUUUCCAAUCGCCCCAUAACUGGACCUCACAUCGCAUACACAGAGGCUGUCAGCGAUACUCAGAUCAUGCUAAAAUGGACGUAUAUUCCAUCAAGUAACAAUAACACUCCCAUUCAAGGAUUCUAUAUCUAUUACCGGCCGACAGACAGUGACAAUGACAGUGAUUACAAGAGGGAUGUUGUGGAAGGUUCAAAGCAGUGGCACACCAUUGGUCACCUGCAGCCAGAGACCUCCUAUGACAUUAAGAUGCAGUGCUUUAAUGAAGGAGGAGAGAGUGAGUUUAGCAACGUGAUGAUCUGCGAGACUAAAGUGAAACGAGUUCCCGGAGCAUCGGAGUAUCCCAUGAAAGAGUUGAGCACUCCUCCCAGUUCUUCAGGGAACGGAGGGAACGUGGGGCCUGCAACCAGCCCUGCCAGGAGCAGCGACAUGCUGUACCUCAUCGUGGGCUGUGUGCUGGGGGUUAUGGUCCUCAUUCUUCUGGUCUUCAUUGCCCUGUGUCUGUGGAAGAGUCGCCAACAGAGCGCCAUACAGAAAUAUGAUCCCCCAGGAUAUCUCUACCAGGGGUCAGAGAUUAAUGGGCAGAUGGUAGAGUAUACCACUCUCUCAGGAACAGCCCGGAUCAAUGGGAGUGUUCACGGAGGCUUCCUCAGCAAAGGCAGCCUCAGCAAUGGCUGCUCUCACCUCCACCACAAAGGCCCCAACGGAGUCAAUGGGAUCCUGAACGGAACCAUAAAUGGGGGGCUUUAUUCUGCACACACCAACUCCCUAACCAGGACGUGUGUGGAGUUCGAGCAUCCUCACCAUCUAGUGAAUGGUGGAGCAGUGUACACGGCUGUCCCUCAGAUGGACCCACUGGAAUGCAUUAAUUGUCGGAAUUGCCGGAACAACAAUAGGUGUUUCACCAAAACCAACAGUCCCCUUCCUGUGGUCCCAGUGGUAGCCUCUUAUCCUCAGGAUGGGCUGGAAAUGAAGCCCCUCGGUGUCAUGAAGUUCCCUGUGUGUCCAGUUUCCACAGUUCCUGAUGGUGGCCAGGUACCUGAGGAGUGCCUCAAGGACAGCGUGGCACCAGCACCUACCCAGCGUACAUGCCGCCAGGACAACACAAGCGACAUCAAUUCUGAUUCCACAGAAGACACAGCAGAGUUCAACAGAGGAGACAGCAGCAGUCAUUCAGAAGCAGAGGACAAAGUUUUCAGUUGGAGUCCUCUUAUUUUGUCACCUGUCUUGGAGGACUGCAGUGAGAAGACGGCGUGGUGUCCUCCUGGCCCCCCUCUAGACGGGCUGUCAGUGGUCCUUCAGCAAGCCCAAGAGACCUGAGAGGAAUGUGAGCCGGCCUCUUCAUGUUCCCACUGCAAGCCAGUAACUGCACCACACAGGCCUGGGGACAAACUGUGUGAAGGACAUUAAUUCGAAUCAGAGAAAACCAUUAUUUAUUUUUUGGUAGUAGUAAUGUCAUGAAUGUAUCUUAAAAUGUGCGCCCUUUUAUAUUAUUUAUGCCUUAUGUUUUCCCUUCUCCAUUUCUUCCUCCCCCUAUUUUUUUUUAUGCAGAGUUUUUAAUCAUCUGGAGAGCAGGGCAUCAUUCUGUGUCUCCCGGGGCCGUCAGUUGGCAGGCUUCCAUCUUGUGGCCUGUUCAGUUGUGGGGAGAGGAUUGCCCAAGCCAUUUCACAUUUGUCCAGUCGUUCCUAGAUGGAAAAACUGUUACCUCUCCCAUGUCGUCAGACUUUUGGGAACAUUUAGAAAUCAACCAUAGUUGUGAUCAUAUGUUUAUAAUAGCCAACCCAGCUGACACACUUUUGAGACCUUCCAGAAAAAUACUAAUACUGACUUAUUUUCUCUCUGUGCCUGGGUACAAGUAGCGAUCAAUCUUCUAGGUAUCAAACUAGCCAGUGUUGUUAUGAACACAGAAACAUGUAAAGUCUGUUUGGAUUAUUGUAUUAUAUAGAAAGGGAACCAGAUUCAGAAGGAAAAUUAAUGCCUUCAUGGUCCACUGCUCCUAUUAUCUUAAUUUACAAAAUGGCCACCAUGAGUUCUUCGCACUGCUUGCAGAGGUAUAUAAUAAAUACAAAAGUGAGGCCUUUAAACUGAUAGUCUGAAGAGAAGGAUAUUACAUGCCUCAAGAAAGAGGAGGGCUGAAGGGACCUCUAAGUGAAGCUCUUCCCUCUGUCCCAUACUGCUUGUGGUGUUUACACUACCUGAAGGCUGACAUUUUUGUCACUUCCAGUGUUGACAGUAUCCUGGAGGAUCUGAGCGAGCAUGUGUGACUCAGCCUUCUGCCACUAGAGCAGAAUUCCUGAGGUGAUUGUCUUAUAACACAGGGUUGUCUUGACUCCCAGUUUUAGAAGUUCUAGCUGUGGCUGAACAGACCUGUAGCUUUGGACCCGUGUUGAGGAAGCAUAUCAUGGUGGGCAUGCAUGGCAGAGCGAAAAAGCUUAAACUGUAAAGCAGGGGGGGGGGACGGGGAGGAGCGGAGUGUUCAAGGCUCCACUGAGAGCAUGCCUCAAUGGUCUGACAACCUCACACUCCCCCUCUUCAAGAGUCUGCCACCUCCGAAACAUGCUGCCGUGGGAACCAGACUUCGAACACACAGGCUUUGGAAGACAGUAUCCAAACUGCAGCAGAAUGUCAGGGAAGGCUUAGCUGUGAGAGAGGGUUUGAGGGCAUUUUUCUGACAGUCUUUCUGGCCGCCAUCACUAUGAGCAGUAACUCUGGCUUCAGUCUGCAGGGUCCACGCAGUCAGUUACUGUUCUCUGAGCGACAAGAACAUUGCAGCUGUCUUUGGAAGGCUUACAUGCAUUUCAACAGCUUGAACCAAGCCCUAGUGGAUCACAGAUCUGCUUUUGAAUGGUGUAUCCCUUAGUGGGGCAGGGGGAAGGGAACCAAUAUUAUUUCUCUUUAUGCAGAAUCAAACAAUUCCAGGAUACGUUUUGUUUUCGUUUCCCGCAAAGCGAAAGAGAAUACGGUACCAUACUAAUCAACUCUAUAUACAUGCGUCAGUAUUCCCUUACGUAUGCCUGUGUCUUUUAUAAAUAGAACUGCUAGUGGGAGUGUGUGCUGUUUCAGCAGAGCCACUGCGCAAGAGUUCCUUCUGUAAAAUUGCAGUAAAUAGAAUUCCAUAGCUGGGUAGCGGGGUGCUAUAGAAGCAAGUUCUAUGAUCCUGGGGUUCAUGGCCAUAGUGUAAAACAUCUGCAAUUAGUUUUGGAGGUGCUUAGCUGUAGCCUUACAUCUUGACUUGCCAAGGAUGGCAUAGAGACCUACUGUGCGCUUUGCCAGUUGAGUUGGAACUAAGCCGUCUCGGAGCAGGGCGUUUAGGAAAGCAGGAAGCAAAUGUCCGUGGGCAAUCAGUUGUUCACUGUGACUCAUGAAACAGGUAGGUCGGCACGAGCCUUGGGUCAGAACUGCUUUUAAAGAUUGAGUUUGACGUGGGGCUUGCCCACGAGGAUAAUGAAAUUCCCUUACCUUUAGGGCAAUCUCAUUGUGGACUGCUUUAUUUAUGAUUAGUAACGCUGUUUUAAGUGUUAACCCUUUUAUUGUAUUUUAUUUAUAAAAAAUGGCUUUAUAUAUUGAGAUAUAUAAAAUAUAAAUAUAAAUCUAUAUAAUUGCCUUUAUAUUUAGGAGUUUGAGUUCUCCUUAGUGUGAGUUUCUGUGAACUUUCAUGCUCUGCACAGUCACCAGAAAUGGUUGUAGCAAGUGUCACUUCUCCAGGAAUCAAGAGGACAUAGGAAAAAUGUGUGUGGGUGGGUGUGGGGGGGGGUCACCAGUCAUUCCUACGUGGAAUGGCAUGCACUUGUGGAGGGAUAAUUGUUUAUUGAGUUCCCUGUUUAUUACUGUUAUCUCAUCUGACCCCCACAGCAAAUAGACAGAGUAGGCAUGAAGUUCUCAGCUCAUGAGUGAGCUAGAGCCCGCACUGGAGCCCAGUUUACCUGACCCAUCACCCAUGCCCCAUUUACCUGCUUUCUGGAAGUGUUAUGGUUCACCCUCCAUGGAACCAGUCCAGAACAUGUGCAUUGUCCACCCCUGCUGCGAACUUUCUCUGUGAGGCUCCGACUGCAGCUGGUGGGGCUUCCCUCUGUCCACCCUCAUCCCAAACUGGCGGGGCUCUUACCAAGUACAUCAUCUUCAGGAAUCUCUCUUUGACACCCUCCCCUUACCCUCACCCAACUCCUACCCUCUCCUAACCCCGUGAAGAUUUAACCUUCAACUGGCUCACUGGCCAUGAACCUGGUAGGGGCCUCUUCAUGUAUUGGGUGAGUCUUCCUUUAGCGUUAAACUUCCCUAGGCCUGGUAAAUCGUGUCACCUUUCCCUGGUUGUGUUCACCAAUUACGUAGCCGACUCUGGUGACAGGUGCUAUACAGGGUAUAGGUUAAUUGCGUCACUCUAAACUAUUGAGGUGAUCUCACUGUUGAACGGUUUUUACUGGGUUCUCUUUGUACAGUUGUUAUUCCAGGCUGAUGACGUCACUUCUCUGUGUCAGCCCCAGCACUACCAGGAAACUGUGUGGAACUGUCCUUUACCUGUAUGGCUCGCUCUGACCGCAUUGACCCUGAGAUGCAUGUUUUGUACUAUAUUGAAAAAAAAUGUUUUAUUUUCCUUAAAGUUGUGCUAUUAUGUGUGAAAUUGUACAUACUCUAAGUGAUGUAGUUUUGACCGGUUUUAUUUGGUUGACAUGAUUUUAUAUUAAAAGAGAAUGCUGCUUUCA
Messenger RNA from Rattus rattus (black rat), 7484 nucleotides. It is a transcript of the gene Cdon, whose product is annotated as cell adhesion associated, oncogene regulated. Gene Ontology annotation, molecular function: protein binding. The transcript is spliced from 20 exons. Lineage: Eukaryota; Metazoa; Chordata; Mammalia; Rodentia; Muridae. The coding region runs from base 337 to 4104 and encodes 1255 amino acids. Gene Ontology annotation, cellular component: plasma membrane; axon. The record is from RefSeq and is a predicted model, not a curated record. Gene Ontology annotation, biological process: nervous system development; axon guidance; cell-cell adhesion.